Sciurus carolinensis (gray squirrel) is the source of this 8598-nucleotide messenger RNA. RefSeq names its product erythrocyte membrane protein band 4.1 like 1 (gene Epb41l1). Gene Ontology annotation, cellular component: plasma membrane; cytoskeleton. The record is from RefSeq and is a predicted model, not a curated record. Gene Ontology annotation, molecular function: actin binding; structural molecule activity. The transcript has 25 exons. Lineage: Eukaryota; Metazoa; Chordata; Mammalia; Rodentia; Sciuridae. Gene Ontology annotation, biological process: cortical actin cytoskeleton organization. Bases 324 to 5189 code for a protein of 1621 amino acids.
CGCGAGUGCGGAGGCAGGCGCACCGCCGCCCCUGGGCUGGGCGCGGAGGCCGGGCGGGGGCGGGCCGCGCGUCGGGCGCCAGGCCCGGGGCUGUGGGCACUGUGCCCAGCCCCCGGCGCACGCCGACCGCCGCCGCCACCGCCGCUGCUGCAGUCGGCAUCCAUCAGCGGGCGGGGGUGUCGCGAACAGGCUGCUCCGCAGAGCCCGCCGCGGCCCGCGCGCCGCCCCGCCCCGCGGCCUGCCGGGCCCGAGGAGCCGAGGGGGCCGCCCCUCGCCCAGCCGGCCCGAGAUGGGGACCCCCAGGCCCAGGCGUGCUGGUCACCAUGACAACAGAAACAGGCCCCGAUUCUGAGGUGAAGAAGGCUCAGGAGGAGGUCCCACAACAACCUGAGGCUGCUGCUGCUGUGACCACCCCUGUGACCCCUGCAGGCCACGGCCACCCAGAGGCCAACUCCAAUGAGAAGCAUCCGCCCCAGCAGGACGCUCGGCCUGCUGAACAGAGUCUAGACAUGGAGGAGAAGGACUACAGUGAGGCCGAUGGCCUAUCAGAGAGGACCACACCCAGCAAGGCCCAGAAAUCACCCCAGAAGAUUGCCAAGAAGUACAAGAGUGCCAUCUGCCGAGUCACUCUGCUCGAUGCCUCUGAGUACGAGUGUGAGGUGGAGAAGCACGGCCGGGGCCAGGUUCUGUUCGACCUGGUCUGUGAGCACCUCAACCUCCUGGAGAAGGACUACUUUGGCCUGACCUUCUGCGAUGCUGACAGCCAGAAGGUACCUGGCUGGGGGCCGGCCGCGAGGAAUUGGCUGGACCCCUCCAAGGAAAUCAAAAAGCAGAUCCGGAGCAGCCCCUGGAAUUUUGCCUUCACAGUCAAGUUCUACCCCCCUGACCCAGCCCAGCUGACAGAAGACAUCACAAGGUACUACCUGUGCCUCCAGCUGCGGGCAGACAUCAUCACAGGCCGCCUGCCCUGCUCCUUUGUCACACAUGCCCUGCUGGGCUCCUAUGCUGUGCAGGCAGAGCUGGGCGACUAUGAUGCCGAGGAACAUGUGGGCAACUACGUCAGUGAGCUCCGCUUUGCUCCUAACCAGACCCGGGAGCUGGAGGAGAGGAUCAUGGAGCUGCACAAGACAUACAGGGGCAUGACCCCCGGAGAAGCAGAGAUCCACUUCCUCGAGAAUGCCAAGAAGCUUUCCAUGUACGGAGUUGAUCUGCACCAUGCCAAGGACUCUGAAGGCAUCGACAUCAUGUUAGGCGUCUGUGCCAAUGGCCUGCUUAUUUACCGGGACAGGCUGAGAAUCAACCGAUUUGCCUGGCCCAAGAUUCUUAAGAUUUCCUACAAGAGGAGUAAUUUCUACAUUAAGAUCCGGCCUGGGGAGUACGAGCAGUUUGAGAGCACUAUCGGCUUUAAGCUCCCAAACCACCGGUCAGCCAAGAGACUGUGGAAGGUCUGCAUUGAGCAUCACACGUUCUUCCGGUUGGUGUCCCCUGAGCCCCCACCAAAGGGCUUUCUGGUGAUGGGCUCCAAGUUCCGGUAUAGUGGAAGGACCCAGGCACAGACCCGCCAGGCCAGCGCCCUCAUUGACAGGCCUGCACCCUUCUUUGAGCGUUCUUCCAGCAAACGGUACACCAUGUCCCGCAGCCUUGAUGGAGCGGAGUUCUCCCGCCCAGCCUCAGUCAGUGAAAACCAUGAUGCAGGGCCUGAUGGUGACAAGCGGGAGGAGGAUGCAGAAUCGGGGGGACGGCGGUCAGAGGCUGAGGAAGGAGAGGUCAGGACCCCCACCAAGAUCAAGGAGCUAAAGCCGGAGCAGGAAACCACGCCGCGACACAAGCAGGAGUUCUUGGACAAGCCAGAGGAUGUCCUACUGAAGCACCAGGCCAGCAUCAAUGAACUCAAGAGGACCCUGAAGGAGCCCAACAGCAAACUGAUCCACCGGGAUCGAGACUGGGAGCGGGAGCGCAGGUUGCCGUCCUCACCUGCCUCCCCCUCCCCCAAGGGCACUCCUGAGAAAGCCAAUGAGUCCCAGAGGACCCAGGACAUCUCUCAGCAGGACUUGGUACCCGGAACAGCCGCAGGGUUGGAAGUGUUCACUCAGAAAAGCCUCGCAGCAUCACCUGAGGGCUCGGAGCAUUGGGUAUUUAUAGAAAGAGAGUACACUAGGCCAGAAGAACUCGGUCUCAGUCUCCUAAAAGUGGCCAACACACAGCAGGAAGAAAGUGAGGCAGGCCUCGCUGAUAUCCUUGCCGAUGGCAGACUCUCCAAGGUAGACAUUCUGGUGGACAAGUUCAAAGUCGAAAUGGCCACAGAAGAAAUGGUGGGAACCAGAAAAGUCAACACUCAGCAGCAAGGGAGAAUGAUUGCAAGUCCAGAAGACUUUGAGUCGGUGUGGGAGGAAGGCCCCUGGGUCAGGGGAGGUUCCGGAGGGGCUGCCCGGGCUACAGGAUGCACAUUGUCAGACAAACUCCUUGAGGGCUCUGAGCUCAGGGUCAGUACCAGCGAGGUACCCAUCAGGAACUGCCGCAUCUCAGAUGGUCAGCUGGAGGGUAGGGCAGAGCUAAGGAAGAGGCGGGAGGAGCUCCAGACUUGUGGAAGAUCAGCAACCCCAAGGACCAGGCCAGCAGAGGGGGAGAUCCCUUCUCCAGCUUCUGACAAGGGAGGACUCCAGUCAUUUCUGUUGGAUCCAGGUCAUGCUGAAACCAGAGCUGACUCUAGCGAUGAGACUGAUACCUCCUUUGCAGAGAGGAGCUUCUAUCUAAACCAUGGAGAAAAAGAUCCUGAAGAUCUAGUUCUCCCUCUGCCAUUGGAAGAGAGAGAAGAGCAUUUGGAUGCCCCUCCUGGAGGACAGAUCAAGCCAGAACUGCCAGGGGAGCUCCCAGAGAGCUCGGAGCUGAAUUCCUUUGACCUGAGGGACUCUGCCACAGCUGCCAGGAGGAACAAGGAUGGAGCCCACAUUGCUUCCUCAGAGGAAGGAACCAGGUCUCCCAGGAACCAUGGAAGACAGAAUGACCUGCAGGGACCUUCUCCAGAACAGACAUUUGCUAAGGACUGGGAAGAAGCACAGCAGGGGAUGGAGGGAGAGUUUACCCACCGAACAGCCAGGGCAGCUGAAGAGGAAGAAACCCCUGCCAGUAGGGAUUUGAGGGAAAAGGCUAAAACAAGUCCCUCAGCAGGAUGGAAGAACCGCUCCACUAAUGGAGGAGGGGGUGUAUGCCUGGACCCCCAGGCCCAUGCCCUUUUGUGGACCAUCCCACCUCAUGUCAGGAAGCCAGUCAAACCAGACAGAGGCAGCUUCCUGCCCAAAGAGAGAGGAGCCAUUCAAACCCAAACUGGACAGCCUGAGAUGGGGGACCAGGAAGCCUCAGCAUUUCCUCACAUGGAGGUGGUCACCUCCCUGCCAGCCUCCCCUGGUCACUUUGAGGCUCUGGAAGCUCUGCAGGAAGCUUCUCCAAGUCCAGCUUCUCAUGGGUCAGGGGAGCCUUCAGAGCUCAGGGAUCUCUUUGGAGAGCAGUUCCCUGUAUUUCUCAAACAUGUCCAUCUUCCUAAAAGCAGCCCAGAGUCCAAGGACCAAGUCGAGUUAAUUGUGCCCCCUGACAUAGGAGGUGAAUGCAGGGCACCUCCAGUGGCCAGCAGAAAGCCCAGAGUUGUUCCUGAAGAAGCCGAAGCAGGGAUAUCCCUGGGAUUGGUGUUCUCUUCAGGAAAACAAAAGGAGAUGACCUCUUUCCAGACUGGGGGACAAGAGGGCUCCCUGGAAGAUAUUAGCAAGACCUCAGUGGCCAACAAAAUUCGGAUAUUUGAGACCCAUGGAGCUGAGACUCGUCGAACUAGUCAAAGUGAAACGAAGGCCCUUCCAAAUGACUUGAUUUCAGAGGCCUCCACGGGACAGGUAGAGCAACAACGGAAUAAGCUUUUAGACCUAGGCUUCGUCCAACUCCAACCCCCAGGGGACUUUGCCAGUCCCAAAACUACACAUUCCUCAGUGAUGCCUCUGGCUACCAGACACAUCAGGGAGGGCACUUCUACUACGCCUCACCAGGAAAGAUGCACAGAACUCGAGCUCACAUCCCCUGAUUCAGGCUGCGAAGCCACGCUGGAGGAAGCUCCUGGGGUAACUGGCUAUAACAAAUCCGGAGAUGCGGUCAGGGAAGAGAAGCGCUUCACCAGCUUAGCAACGAACGCCCCUGGGAAAGGGGGGCACCUGAGACUCACCAGCCCUUUGGGCCCUCAGAGAGCAGGGCUGAGGGAGGGAUCGGAGGAGAAAGUCAAACCGCCACGUCCCCGGGCCCCAGAGAGUGACACAGGAGAUGAGGACCAGGACCAGGAGAGGGACGCGGUGUUCCUGAAAGACAACCACCUGGCCAUAGAGCGUAAAUGCUCCAGCAUCACGGUCAGCUCCACAUCCAGCCUGGAGGCUGAAGUGGACUUCACGGUUAUUGGUGACUAUCAUGGCAGCGCCUUCGAAGACUUCUCUCGCAGCCUGCCUGAACUCGACAGAGACAAAAGCGACUCUGAGACUGAGGGCCUGGUGUUCUCCCGGGAUCUCAAGGGGCAGGAUGAUGAGUCUGGGGGCAUCGAGGACAGCCCGGAUCGAGGGGCUUGCUCUACCCCGGAUAUGCCCCAGUUUGAGCCUGUGAAAACAGAAACCAUGACUGUCAGCAGCCUGGCCAUUAGAAAGAAGAUCGAGCCGGAGGCCGUACUGCAGAGUAGGAUCUCCACUGUGGACCACACCCAGCAGGUUGAUGGGAGUGCCCCACUGGGGAAGGAGUUCAUGACAACCACCCCCUCCAUCACUACAGAGACCAUAUCCACCACCAUGGAGAACAGUCUCAAGUCCGGGAAGGGGGCAGCUGCCAUGAUUCCAGGCCCACAGACGGUGGCCACGGAAAUCCGUUCUCUUUCUCCGAUCAUCGGGAAAGAUGUCCUCACCAGCACCUACGGCGCCACUGCGGAAACCCUCUCAACCUCCACCACCACCCAUGUUACCAAAACUGUGAAGGGAGGAUUUUCUGAGACAAGGAUUGAGAAGCGAAUCAUCAUUACUGGGGAUGAAGAUGUUGAUCAAGACCAGGCCCUGGCUUUGGCCAUCAAGGAAGCCAAGCUGCAGCAUCCUGACAUGCUGGUAACCAAAGCUGUCGUAUACAGAGAGACAGACCCGUCCCCAGAGGAGAGGGACAAGAAGCCACAGGAAUCCUGACCUCCGUGAAGAGGUGCUGGCAUGUCUGGUCCAACCCACGCCAGAGAACCGUUAAGAAGGGGCCUUCAAUCUGGAUUCUCCAACACCAACACCGAUGUCCCAGCUGCAACGUACUGUCACUGAUGAGAGACUGGGAAGGGAAAGCAUAUAUAUAUAGAUAUAUAUAGAUAUAGAUAUAUAUACAGGAAACACCGCGUCCUUGCACUGCUGCUGGGGCUGGCGGAGCAGUCGGCCAACAGCAACAACCAACAUCUGCCCCAACCUACAUUUCCUUUGCAGAUAAAUUGGAUAAUUGGUGGGAUUUUUCAAGAAAAAAAAUAACAACGACCAUAAUCCCUUCCUCCCCACGUUCUCCUGCAAACCACAAAAGCAAGCCAGACCACGAUGAUUGUAGAAGUACCACUCAACCCUGGUUGUGCAUAGUCCAGUUAGUGGACAAGCAUUCCAUUUGUUCUUCUCCAUCAUCUGUUGCCCCUUCAGAUGCAAAGGAAAACAAUCAUGCAGCCAAGCAAGAGAAGUCGCAGCAGCAAGUCACACACAGUCAACCAUUCUCCAAGAAGGAAAGAAAGAAAAUCUCCCACUUGGACAGGAGGAGCAGGAACACUGGAUUAUUGUUUUCUGGGUCUUGACACUGGGCUGCAAAAUCCACCUUCUUUUCUUCCGCCUUCCCUCAGCCUCCACUCUCACGCGUCUUGUCCUCAUUUUUUGUCUUAGCUCCCUCCUGUCCCUAUCCCGCCCCCCUCCCCCUCUGUGUCCUGGUCCUGCUGAGGGCCACUACAGAUGACUCUCAUUCAAAACAAGAAAAAGCAAAGAAGAGAAAGCAAGAACAGAAAAUGAAGCCGUGGGAAGGGAAGUAGACAUUGUACGUUUCUGGUUUCUCUUGAUGAAGGUGCAGCUCGUAGGAGAUUUGUAUGGAUGUGCUUUUAAGUUAUGUAUAUUACAUAUAACAGGAAACAAAUAUUAAAAUAAACAGUGAUGGUAAGUAUGAAGCUGACAUUUUAAAAUUAUAAUUAUCUGACUGUGAUUGAUGUAUCCCAAGGUCCCUAGAUCUUGCUGAACUAGCCUAGCUGAGGAGACCUGAACUUUGGGUGCAGUGGCUCCCGGUAGGGGCUGAUGGAUUCAGUGUAGUAAUACUGUGUGUGGUGUUUGUAAUUGGGUGAUUGGUGGGGAGAGUGGGGCCCCCAGUGGAGACAUGGGGGCUCAACAAGAAGGAAGCAACAAAAUCCCGAACAUGCUGGUCCAAGAUGCCUUCUCCCCCAGCAGUAGCAGCCAGGACCUGCUCUGUGCUCAGACCCAGUGUCCAGAGUUGGGACUCUGCUGCUGAGGUCCCCACAGUAGAGGUCCCCUAGCUCAGUCCUCCUACCUCCCUAGGGGGCUUGCCUUGGUUUUCAGUCCUCUCUUUCUUUGUUUUAUUAUUACGAUUUUUGCCAUGUCUUGCCCUUCCUUGAUGACUAGCUCCACACCCAAAGGGAGAUGGUGCCCCUGACCAAGGUGGAAGAUGGUGGCUGUAACCUGGCUCCGUGAAAAUGCCCAGCUCAGUCUUUUCCUCUUCUCCCCUCAUAUUCUGAGUCAGUCUCUUCCUCCUGGGUCAAAUUAGCCAUGAUGAAAAGGCCAUGAACACAGGACAGACCGCAGUAGGUCAAAACUGCAUUUCCAAGGCCUUACCUACCCUAGACAAUGGACAGUGAAGGGCAGUGUUGCCCAAAGGCUCUGUCUCUUAUAAGAUCCUGAGCUGGGAGAGCUCCUGGUCAGUCUGCAUCUGAGCUCUGAGCCUGUGCCCUGGGAGUCCCAGCAAUUCCCUUGAGACCACAGAAGCCCUUGGAUAAGCCUUGUCACAGCUUGGCAUUGCCCUCUGGCACACGUGUGCUUCCCUGAGCUCCGGGAGUAUCUCUGAGGGAAAAUGUCCCACAGCACAUUAACUUCUCAGCUCUGCUUUUAAAGUGGUCCAUAAAUUCAUUCAGUAGAUAUUUAUUGAGAACCCAUUUGUGUCAGGCACUGUUCUCAGGCUGAAGGAGGAAGUGUAAAGGAGAGGAGGGAUCUGGGAAACCACCUCGACCAGUCUUAUGUCCCCAGCCAAGGCUGGCCCAUCUGAGAGCAUUUUUCCAACUUAUUCAACAUGCCCAGGAAUGUCCCCCAGAGGGCCCAACCUAGAUGCACCCCUCUUGGCUUAUCAGUGACCCCUACAAUGUAUACCUUAGCAAUUUAGCUGGUGCUGACCUGAAGCAGGGCAAGAAACCAGAAUAUCUUUUGUCUCUGGGCAAACAGAAAGUAGAACGAAUCUCUCAGAUUGCAGGGUUGGCCAUGUCCCCCACCUGCUGCCUGGUGAAGGCCAAUGGGCCCACUCUACUCCCUCUAGGUGCAGCAGCACUCUCUAUCCGCCAGGACUUGUAGAGAAGCCACAGAACCUUCUUCCUGUCCUUCUCAACUUGAGAACUCCCACUCUUUCUGGGCCAAGAGCUGGAAUGGCUCCAUCCUCUCGGAGCACCAGGAAUUUGGCUUAGGCCGCACCCCCCACCCCAGUCUUUGCAGGAACCAGGCAUCAUGAGCACACUGGACACACCUCAAAGGGAGGAUAUUUGUGCUGGGUUUUGCACCUACCUUCAGACAUCAGAUGUGUGGCUUCAGGGUGGGGAUAAAGUGACUGGGCUCAGUUCAUGGGCCAUCAGGGUUUGGGGAGAUCCCCAGCCCAUGGAUGCUCUGACCUUCCUUCUGUAGAGAGGCAGGCAGGGCCACCAGGGAGAAGAGAACCUACAAAACUGAAAUCUAGGGCACUAUUUUCCCCUCCUCCUGUCCAUAGAGAAUAGAGACGUUUGUCUUGUCUGUCUUCAACCUAUUUUUCCUUUCUUCUUCUUUAUACUUCUCAUCCUCUCUGUGCUGCCUCUCCAUCCAGGAGGCCAGGUAGCAUAGUGGGAAAAGUCCUGGAGGGCAGUCAGGAUUCUAGGUGACCGUUCUGACUCAGCCCCUAACUCACCAUCUGACCUUGGGUUAGUUGCAUCCCCCUUUGGCAACUGAGCCCCACUUGCAAAAUGAGCAGGGUGAACCGAUGCUUUCCAGGGUUUUUUCCCACUCUGCCAUCUUACAAACCUUUAUUUUCUCUUAUUUUGCUUUCUCUGGAUCUUUUCCAUCUGAGGGUACAGGAAGUGCCAGGACCUGUUUCAGUUUUUGAAUCCUGCAAGUACAUUCCAAGACUGGCCUGAAAUUGCAUGAGCAACAUCACUCUAAAUAAUUUUUUUUCCAAAGCACCUUACCAACCAACUGCGAUGCUGUCCUGUUCCCUUUCACUCACACCCCUUUCUCCUCUCUCGUCCCCACGCUCCCCCACCUCAGUGCUCCGUGCUGUAUGCGUGUGCUCUCUGUUCUUGUAUACUCAAUAAAAGUGAAAUAAAUGUGUUUGAUGCUGAACCACAGA